GUCAUUGCGCUUGUCAUUAUUCGCCGCUUUACAAAACGCUUGUCGCUGUUGAAUGCGUGAAAUAAGAGAAUUUAAUAUAUCAUUUAUGAAUAUUAUACAUUAAGAGUUGGAAGUUAAUUUAGAUAACUCUUUAUUUACUACCUAAAACUAUGAGUUCAAUCGGAACAGGUUAUGAUUUGUCUGCAUCUCAAUUCUCCCCCGAUGGCCGUGUUUUUCAAGUUGAAUAUGCUGCAAAAGCUGUGGAGAACUCUGGUACCGUGAUUGGGCUAAGAGGAAAGGAUGGAGUAGUAUUUGCAGUGGAGAAACUUGUGACAUCAAAACUAUAUGAACCUGGUGCUAAUAAAAGGAUUUUUCAUGUUGACGAGCAUAUUGGCAUGGCAGUAGCUGGCCUCAUCUCAGACGCAAGACAGAUAGUAGAAACAGCAAGAUCUGAAGCUUCAAACUACAGAUCUCAGUAUGGAAUCCCAGCCCCCCUCAAGUACCUCAACGAGCGUGUGUCUAUGUAUAUGCAUGCAUAUACACUUUAUAGUGCUGUCCGUCCUUAUGGUUGCUCUGUAAUUAUGGGCACCUGGUCAGAGCAUGAUGGACCCCAGAUGUACAUGCUAGAACCCAGUGGCAUUUCUUUUUCUUACUUUGGUUGUGCUGUCGGCAAGGCCAAACAAGCUGCGAAGACUGAAAUCGAAAAAUUGAAACUUGCAGACAUGACAGUGAAGCAAUUAGUGAAAGAAGCUGCAAGAAUUAUUUACAUAGUGCACGAUGAGCUGAAAGACAAGCAAUUUGAACUCGAACUGUCCUGGGUAUCAAAGGACACGAAAGGCCGUCACCAAGUUGUGCCCAGGGAGGUCGCAGCGGAAGCCGAAAACCUCGCGAAGCAGGCCUUAGCCGACAUUGAGGAUUCUGAUGAUGGUGAAAUGUGAACAGAUAAUAAUUAGAUAAUAAAUUUUAUUACAAACA
Pararge aegeria (speckled wood butterfly) is the source of this 954-nucleotide messenger RNA. It is a transcript of the gene Prosalpha7, whose product is annotated as proteasome subunit alpha type-3. Gene Ontology annotation, biological process: ubiquitin-dependent protein catabolic process. NCBI's taxonomy places the organism in Eukaryota, Metazoa, Arthropoda, Insecta, Lepidoptera, Nymphalidae. The coding region runs from base 150 to 917 and encodes 255 amino acids. Gene Ontology annotation, cellular component: nucleus; proteasome core complex, alpha-subunit complex; synapse. The transcript has 5 exons. The record is from RefSeq and is a predicted model, not a curated record.